AUGGAUGACGACAGCCCAUUGGUAUCUCGAACUUUAUCGAUUGAAUCUAUGGACGUCAAAACAGCGCAGCAAACAGAUCAAGAUCGAGAAAUAAGUCAUGUGUCGCAAAAUGAGAGCGAAAAUCAAUUUAUCUCUCAAAUUUGUGAAUUAUUAUCUCUUGAAGAAGCGGAACAUGAGUCGCGCAUUAUAGCUAGACAAUUACUGAUCAAUGGCCGGCAAGAACUGGUACAUCAUCGUGACAAUAUUGCACCCAUUGAUUUUGAGAAUCAAAUGGAUAAGAAAGGAAACUCUACACUACUCGAAAUCCUCAAACGCUACUUUCAGCAGCAAUGGCAACGAAUUCCAUUUCAUUGGUUCAAUGUAUUCAUCACUGGACAACAAUCUCAAGACAAUGGUAGACACUAUCAACAAGUUUUGGCACGUACAGCUGAGUACGGACAGAAAUACAUGAGGGAGUGCCCAGUGUAUUCCAUUGUUUUGCAACUUGUUUUUAUAUUCAAUGAUGAUAUUAAUAUGGAUGAAACUAAAUUUGACCAAGUUUGGAAUACAUUUGCCAUGGAGGGAUGCAAAACUACUUUGAAAAAAUGGAAAAAAUAUAUUGUAUCUGCGGUUAUGAAAGUACGUGUUGACUCAUUGAAUAGUCCACUAUUCCUUGCGCUACGUGAAUAUUUCCGUGAGCCAGCUCUCUCAUUACUCGAGCAAAGCAACAUUUCAAAUCGACGAAAUCUUUUAGAGAUUGCACUCGAUUGUUUGGCAAAUGAUGGUUGGGUAGUAGGUUUAAAUGAUGUCAAAGUCAAAGAACUCAUCUCUCCAAAAAACCAUAAAUUGUUGAUGGAUAACCUUAGAAAAUAUCUUAAGAUAGAGUUACCAUUACCAUCAGAACCUAGCCCCAGACCCACGUUUGAUAACGAUUUUCAGCCGCCUGCAAAUGAUCCUAUUGUGGCGUAUAUACCUGAGUUACCGCUACAAAUUGUCGAUAAUCACAAAUUAGAAGUUAUGAUUCGUCGAUGUUUAGAACGCAAACAUAAGCAAGAAGUUGCCGAUAUAAAAUGUGACACUCAUUUAGGGAUCGGUAUAGUUUAUCUACAAAACUGCACAGAAAGAGAUCAUUUAAUUAAAGUCAUUGAGUCAAUUAUAUUGGAUUCAGGAGAAAAAGAUAAUAUAAUAAUUAAAUUUGUAUCAGAUCUAGAACUUAUUUCGUAUGUGGUUAUUGACUCAACGAAUUACAGAGAUCUUCCAUCUCCCAAUGAGGUAGCUCAGCGAUGUGUAGAACUUUACAAAUUCAGUCAUUCCGUUCUAUGCGAACAACUUUCCAUUCAAUUUCCAAAUAUAUUUCAAAUAGUUUCAAACUCAUUAGAUGAACUCAUAGAAGCAAUACCAAGGAAAACGUUUUCUAUAAAUGGUCAAAAUGCUACAGUCUAUUUCCGAGCUGAUUGUUGUUUUCUGGAGGAAUUACCUCGACAUACGAAUAUAAAUCAAUUACGACAUGUGAUUACCGAUCAAAUUUCACAAGAGAAUACCUCAACAGAGUCAAUUUACAUUCAAUAUAAUCAAGCAACGACAAAUGCUGUUGUAUUAACACGCUUGAGCGCUCGAAGAUGGGCCUUAUUCGAUUCGAUCAAUCUGGACGGGCGAAGAAUUCAAAAGAAAAAUAGUCUUCCUUAUCGUCUUCUUGUGCGGCCGAUACCGAAAGAUUUAUCUAUCUCUCAUAUUAAAAACCACAAGAUUUUUGAAAAUACUGUUGAUCAAGUUUUAGUCAAGGACGAUCGCCUGAUUGUUGAACUUUCAGACAAGAUUGUAUAUGAAAAGUGUGUUAAUCAAGGUGCUCUACGUGUUGGCGAUCAAUUCCUAUUUGUCGAAGAUGUCCAAAUCAACACAUCUUCUAAAAAUUCUGAAGAGAGGGAAAUUAAUGCUGAAAAUUGGUACGAAACAGAGAUGUGUAAGCAUGAGCCGGAUAUUAUGCCGUUUAUUAGCAAUCCAAAACAUCCUAUCUUUCGUUGGAAAUGGAAUCCUCAGGCCUUUCAGGAACAAUAUCGACGUUACGCUACGAUACAGCGAAGAGAUAUGACAAGUAAGCCCGAUCGUCGUGGUAUAGAUGACAAUCAAAAACGGCAUCUCUUACGAGUGACAGUAAUGUUGAAUACUAUCGGUACAGUGUGGAGGGGGGGUUAUCGUGUAGGUGAACGGGAGAUUAAAAUAAAAGAAGAUCUGUUAAAAACAAUCGUUUAUGACCAUCGAUCGAAGUUACAGCACGGUGCAACAAUGUCAUUAUUCGAAGCGACCAAAGUUCCGUAUACCUCUACGUUGAUUAAGGUAGUCGAUGAGGAUUGUCUCUAUGUUUAUCAGCGAUUAAUUGCUCAGAAAUGUCGUCCUGUGCUUCUUAACAUGGCCAAUGCCGAUUCACCAGGUGGAAGCUAUCGUCAAGGUGCUGGCGCUCAAGAGGAGACUCUUUUUCGUUGUUCGAAUUACUUUCGAAGUCUCGAUACUGAUCUGGAUGGCGGGAAAUCAACUAGCCGUUUUUGUUGUAAUUCAAAUUGUGAAUUGGAAAUUUUGUCGGAGAGGCAACGGAUGUAUCCAAUGGAAGAAUUUGGAGCAAUCUAUACAUCGGGACUCACCGUUUUUCGGCGGGCUGAAGACACUGGAUAUGCCUUUAUGGAUGAACCAUUAUCCAAUGUAUGUGCUAUUGCGAUGACUGCCUAUAGAGAUCCAAAGGUGGAAAAUAAUCGUCUAACUCGGAAAUUCUCCAUCGGAAUGCGCAAGAAAAUUGAGAAUAUCUUUGCCAUUGCUUAUCAUCACAAACAUGAUUGUCUCAUUUUGUCUGCUUUGGGAUGUGGUGCUUUCAAAAAUCCUCCGAAACAUAUUGCAACAAUCUUCAAGUCCGUUGCCGAACAAUAUGCGGGAUUUUUUAAGAGCAUCUAUUUUGCUAUUGUUGACGAUCACAACACUGGUUUACAAUUCAAUCCACAAGGAAAUUAUCGUCCCUUUAAGCAAUUACUCGAUGAGCCAGAAUUGGAAUCAACGAAACACAAAAUGAAAGAUAUGAUGAUUGGACCACGGAGAAUUCUGAAUAUGCCAAAUCCGCAACAGGUUACGUUGAGUGAUAUACGAAUUUCUUAUCUAAUACCAUGCUAUCACGGAGGAAAAUGCAACGACAUAGAAGAUGCCCAACAUUGUCGUGAAUACUCUCAUCCAUCAUUGUGUCCAUCAAUUGGCAGCGGAACAACCUGCAAAUUGUCGGACGAUGAAGAUCACAUGCUCUGGUUUAUCCAUCGAUCCAAGUGUCCGUAUGAUAGUGACUGCCAAUUAGUGCGGGCAGAUGUCAAACAUGCAAAUCAAUUCGAACAUCCACAAUAUAGUCUGGUUCAGCCGACGAAACUUGUUCCGUGUCGUGAUUCAAUCAAUUGUCUUUGCCAAGAAGAUACCGAUCAUAUGAAAACAUAUUCACAUCCUUGUCCAUACACUGAGUUGUGUCGACAGAAAAUCCGCGAGCCCCAUCUGACACAUGAAUCUUAUGUUGUAGGUUCCUGUUCAAAUGGGAAAUCGUGUAGAAUACUCGAUGAUCCUCUACACCGGGCAAAGUAUCGGCACACCGACAUGCCUGACUUACUCAUUCCUUGUCGCUAUCAACAACAAUGUCAUGACAAGUCGUAUGAGCACAGGAUCAAAUAUUCGCAUGGGGAAUAUGUUGAACUAUCACCUAAAGAUACAUAUUCCAAGGGAUCACCACCACCAAUCUCCCCUCUUUAUCAGGAUAGAACGUUAGAUUACAAGCAACUAACUCCUUGUCGACAUGGAUUAGGUUGCCCUUAUAUUUAUGAUACGCAUCAUCGCUCACAGUACUCACAUUCUGACGAACAACAUCAUCGAUCUGGAGAAUCUAAUCAUCGACAGAAAAUUCCAUGCAAACAUGGCAUUCAAUGUCGAGAUAUUGGUAAUCCCAAUCAUCGUUCGAAAUAUUUGCAUCCUGAUUACUGA
This is a messenger RNA of Rotaria sp. Silwood2, 3975 nucleotides long. The record is from the annotation of a GenBank genome assembly. Lineage: Eukaryota; Metazoa; Rotifera; Eurotatoria; Philodinida; Philodinidae.